Molecule: messenger RNA, 591 nt
Organism: Trypanosoma grayi
Lineage: Eukaryota; Euglenozoa; Kinetoplastea; Trypanosomatida; Trypanosomatidae
Exons: 1
Coding region: 1-591 (196 amino acids)
Source: RefSeq, a predicted model, not a curated record
AUGCUUCAACAAAAAGAGACAGAACACCGAAAGGCUGCAGAAUGUGCUGCAUUUUCUUCUGAGGAAUUGGGCUUACGUGAGCUUAUUGCUUUAGAGGAAGAGUUUCAAUGGGAGGAAAUCAUGAGGCAGCUUGAGGUGGAACUGUACGAAUUGGAAAUUGGGUUGCAUCAACAAUAUGAGCUAAAACAUUUCCGUUUCCACGUAAUGAGUCUUGGUGGUCUCAACAAAUUGCUUGAAAAAGAGACGGAUUUGGAUUCUUCAAUUCAGUCUCUUCAAGCACGUUUGGACCGGGCAAAUAAAUGGCUGAAAACAUCGGAAUAUGAUCCCGAGGAGGCUGUGCGAGAAAAGAUGCGGAGCUGGAAUGAUGAAAAGGAGGCCCUGGAGCUCCAGAUGGCCCAGCUGCGCAUACGAAUAGCGAGGCUUAAUGAAGGACCAAGUGCCGUGGCCCCACCUGAAUUAAAAAAAAACAGGGCGACACGCGCAAGCCUAGUACAGUCCCACAGUGAAAGCUCUGCGAGUGAUGUGCAGGUGUCCCGCUUGUCUGAGCGAACGAGGGAGACCCUCGCCAGGGCUCGUAACAUUUUGUUGUGA